AUGGCAGAGUGUGUUGCCAUUCCAGUCGAUGUCAAGCUGCCAGCUUGUAGGCAUGUCUUUAUGGCUAGGACUUCACAUCUCCCACCCAGAAGGAAGUAUCAUGGUAGCAAUGGAAUGAACCGUUUUUCAUCAUGGAAGGCUCCCAAACUAAUUGCUUCUAAUUUAAGAAAUCCAAACGGAAGCACAAAGUUGAAAGCUUGUAUCAGGUGUUAUAGCUUGAGUUCUGUAGCCAAUGCUAAUGGUGCAAGUAUUGCUGAAUGGGUUCCAUUCGUGGACCAAGGUCUUCUUGUAGCAAGUAUAACCCUUACUUAUAUGGCUGGAGUAAUUUCCAUGGAGAAAUCGCAAUAUAAUGCUAAAAAAAGCAUUCCUCUAAUUGAUGUGAUUCCUGGAAACUCUUCCCCUGGUAGUACAGUUUCAAGUGAUGAUGAAGUUCCAUUGCAGUUUGCCUGGGAUGUUGUGAGAGGGAAGUUAACAGAGGCCUUAUCUGCUAUCAAGAGAGGGGAAAGUUUUGUUGAUAGAAUUGGCGAACUGGAACAAAAUUCCACAAGGCAAGCUUCAUGUUUGAGUGCUAUAGCUGAAGGUCCCAGGAUAAGGUUGCUGUGUGCAUCUCUAAAGUGGCUCAACAAAGAGAUAGCAAAUACUGCAAGCGCUGAAACAAAUUCUGCAAAUGAUUUCUUGUCUGUCUUCUCUAAAAUUAUUGAAAACUGCUGUCAACCUCUUUGCAUGGCAUGGCUGGAAGAGGAGCUUUGCAUCGUCUCCGGGAAACAUGACAAGGAGUUCUUUUCAUUGGCCGAGCAAAAGUUAACUGGAUAUGACAACAUAAUUCAAAAUAUCAGAAAAUCAGGCAAGGAAUAUCUGUAUGCGGAGUUGGUUUAUGCCCUUGGGUUUGGUUCUACCAGGAAGGGUGGCUAUUACAAUGGUAGCUUGUUUAUCCAGAAUGGAGUGGCUAUAUUAGAAGAUUUGCUUAUCACACUAGCAGACGGCAUUGCGAGCAUGUAUUUAGAGCUUAUAUCCGUUGACAGUAGCUUGUGUAAUGAAAUGAACAACCUGGGCUUGAGCUUGUGUACCCUGUCGACCAGAGCUCUUCAGAGAUUGCGCAAUGAGGCAGCAUUACAACAAUGGUUGCAUCAGAACAUGGCAGCAGUGGUGUCCAUGUACGAAGAUCGGUUUGACCUUUGCACGCUUGAAAGGCGAAUAUUUGAGGAAUCUAACAGCAGCAAGGCUGAUAAUCUUGGUUGGUGGAAGAGGCUUGUUGUCAGGAGAUCAGAACACAUCUCAUCAUCGUUGAGUUUUGUCGUGAUCACCCAUGUCUCUGUAUCUGUUAAGAGAACCAAAGAGUUGAGGAUCUUGACUGGGUGGAGGUACUAUUUCAGUCUGUUCCUGGAACUGGCUGACAUCACAAUGCCAUUUGUAAAAGCAGUCAUUGCUAAAGUGAGUGAUGCCAUCUCGUUUUUCCUAGUCUGUUUGAUAGGUCGGUCUUUGGGACUAAUCUACUCUGGAAUUCGCAACUCCUUAAGCCGAAAGUAA
Striga hermonthica is the source of this 1527-nucleotide messenger RNA. NCBI's taxonomy places the organism in Eukaryota, Viridiplantae, Streptophyta, Magnoliopsida, Lamiales, Orobanchaceae. The record is from the annotation of a GenBank genome assembly.